AGGUUGUCAACAACCGGUCGGGGAGGAAGGAAAGUGACAUUUGUUCGUUUAUCUCCAGGCACGUCAGGCUGAGAUUUGUGCACACAUCGUUAUCGUAAGACUGUCAAACAACGGCGCGUUCCCGUUGUAUUCCACUAAGCAGCAGUUGUUUACGAAGUUAUGGAUACCAGCUUCCGUUAUUAUCAAUCAACGUUAUCAGUCGUCGGCUAGCGGUUUCCAAGUCAACGUCAGAGCCGCGAGGACGGGCGGCUACUUAUUGAACGCGUCCGUUAACGCGCACCGUGGAUUGUGCGUCGCUAGCUCACGUUAGCUGAGCUCACGUUAGCUGUCCGAGAGGAGCCGCUCGAGACGUCCUCGCGCCAUGGAUCCGUUCGACAGUAACAACACAGACCGGUCCAACCAGCCGAGGAACAUGAUCGAGAACCGCAUGUUUGAAGAAGAGCCUGAUGUUGUGGAUUUGGCUAAAGAGUCCACUACAUUUCCAACCAGUCAAGCUCUUGACCCCGACGACGUGGUGUAUGAGCCUCGCAGCUCGCGGUUGCUGGUGCGAGGCCUGGGGGAGAACGACAUGGACGAGGAUGACGAGGACUGCGAAUCCUCAGCCCGUCUGCUGGGCAUGUCCUUCAUGAACCGCAGCGGUGCCCACAGAUCCCUCUCUUCCCCGUACACCAGGCAGGGUGCACCCAGGUCAUGUGCACGACCCUCGGCUCGUACCCUGGUUGUCUGUAUGUUAUUUCUGGUGAUAGUGGCCUCUAUGACUAUGGUGCUAUACUUCUUACCUGGAUGCACCUUUACCAGGAGUGGUUGUCCAAAGACCAACACGACCAUUCCCUUCGAGAAAGUCUACCCUGUGUCCACCAGUGGCGAAGUGUUUCCAUGGGCGCAGCUCCGGCUGCCUCGCAGCAUACGUCCCCUUAGCUAUGACCUCACCCUCAACCCCGACCUUGACAGCAUGACCUUCACCGGCCGCACCAUCAUCCACAUGUCUGUGCUUCACAACACCAAGUGCAUCGUCCUGCACAGCGCUUACCUCAACAUCACCAAAGCCACCUUCAAGCUGGGUGACGGGCAGGCCAGAGGAGUGACUGUGCUGGAGUACAAACCCAGAGAGCAGAUAGCUGUUGCGUUCACGGAGGUGCUGAAGACCGGCCAGGACUGCGUUUUGACUCUGGAAUACUCCGCCAACCUCUCGCAUACUUACGACGGUUUCUACAACAGCUCAUACACUGAAAAAGAUGGAAGCAAAAGGGUCUUAGCAGCAACCCAGUUCGAGCCACUAUCAGCUAGGAAGGCCUUUCCUUGCUUUGAUGCACCAGAUUUCAAAGCCACCUUCCUGAUUAGAAUCCGCAGGAAACCAAACCACCUGAGUCUUUCCAACAUGCCGAAGGCCAAAACCACACAACUUCCCAAUGACGUCAUUGAAGAUGAGUUUGAAAAGACCAGCGUCAACAUGAGCACCUACCUGGUCGCCUUCAUCGUAGCUAACUUCACCCAUAUCAGCAGAAAUGUUUCAGAAACUCAGGUGUCUGUAUACUCCGUGCCAGAGAAGUGGGAGCACACAGACUACGCUCUGGACACAGGCUGCAAAUUGCUGGAGUUCUACAAUGGAUUCUUUGAAAUUAACUACCCCCUCAAAAAACUAGACCUGGUAGCCAUCCCAGACUUCCUGGCAGGAGCCAUGGAGAACUGGGGACUCAUCACGUUCAGAGAGACCAGCCUGCUUGUGGGCAAACAGUCCUCUAAUCUGGAAAAACAAGUGGUGGCCUCCGUCAUCGCGCAUGAGCUCGCUCAUCAGUGGUUUGGGAACCUGGUAACGAUGAGGUGGUGGAAUGACCUGUGGCUCAACGAAGGCUUCGCCACAUACAUGCAGUACAUGUCGCUGCAGACUGUUUUUCCCCAGCUGGACAUUGGUAAUUUGUUCCUGGCAGUACGCUUCAGAGCUUUGGACAAAGAUGCGCUUAACUCCUCCCACGCCGUGUCAACAGAGGUUAAUAAGCCAGAGCAGGUGGAAGAGAUGUUUGACUCUGUUUCCUAUGAGAAGGGUGCAUCCAUUCUACUGAUGCUGAAUGCCUCCCUGCCAGGGGACCAACAGUUCAGAAAGGGUAUCAUUCAAUACCUGAAAGAGUUCAGUGGAUUAAACACGGACACUAACGACCUCUGGAACAGUCUCACACAGGUGGAGGUCUCUGCCCAACACCCCAAUGUAUCCGAGAUGAUGAGCUCAUGGACAUCCCAGAAAGGCUUCCCGUUGGUCACUGUAAGCCGCAAGGGAGGUCAGGUGACCCUCACACAGGAGCACUUCCGGCUCACGUCUGACAACGCCACGCAGACUUCCAGCUUGUGGAUUAUUCCGGUGACGUACGUCACUGACAACUGUAGCGUGGCCCCUGAGUGCCGGAGGACGUUCUAUCUGAAGACCAAGUCAGGGACGCUGAAGGAGCUACCAGAAAGUGUGAAGUGGGUCAAGGUGAACUACAGAAACACGGGCUUCUACAUCACCCACUACGAGGACGGGGGCUGGGCCGCUCUUAUAGACGCUCUGUCCCACAAUGUCAGUGUUCUGACGCACGAGGACCGGGCCUCGCUCGUACACAACAUGUUUGCUCUUUCCAGACUUGGACGGGUGUCCUUCCAUCAAGUCCUCCACCUUUUGAAGUACAUGUCCAAUGAAACUCAUACUUCUCCUGUGACGGAGGCCUUGUUACAGCUCGGUGUAAUCUACCGGCUGCUUGACAAAAGACAAGAGCACCGCCUUGUGGCCCGCAUGAAGUCUUACAUUCUGCAUCAGUUUGGUUCUCUGAUGGACAAACAAACAUGGGAAGAGGAGGACAGCGUGUCCAAACAGGAGCUUCGCUCAGCCCUGCUGGGGAUGGCCUGUAGUCUGAAUGAAGAGAAGUGCAUUAGCCAAUCCCGAGCCCUGUUCAAACAGUAUGUCGAGUCCAAUGGGACCUCGCGGAUCCCAGGUGAUCUGCAGCAAGUCGUAUUCACUGUGGCCGCUCAAUCAAAUGAAGAUUGGGCGACUUUGCUCACCAUGUACGGACAGGCCACUUAUGAUGCUGAGAAGCGGAAAAUGCUCCGGGGCCUGGCGUCUACUCAGGACGCACGGCUCAUAGUAUGGGUCCUAAAGGCAGGUCUGAGGGGGGACGUCAUCCAGACACAGGAGUUGCCUCUGGUCAUCAGCACUGUGUGUAAUGGCUUCACUGGCUACUUGUUUGUCUGGGAUUUUAUCCAAGAGAACUGGGACAGCCUCAUUGAGAAGUUCCCUGUGGGCUCCUUUGCCAUCCAGACAAUCAUCAAGUCGGCCACCUCUCACUUCUCCACACAGGCGCAUCUUGAUCAAGUUCAGGGCUUCUUCUAUAGUUUAAGGGAGCGCGGCUCUCAGAUGAGGAGCGUGCAGGAAGCUUUGGAAACCAUCCGGCUGAACCAGCGCUGGAUGGAAAAGAACUUGGCCACGCUCGAAAAAUGGCUCUAAUGCAGCCGCUCCAUCCAGUGUGCCCAAUCGUCAAGACAACAACAGUGUUUGCACUAUUGUAACACAGCGGCUCUACUCCUUUAACCAGGCCAGAGUACUAAUCAAAGCCAGAGGUUUCGCUUUCUCCCGGCGGCCUCUAUUGUUCCUGUGAGUUUUAUUUGCCAGCUCAGGGUGGCUCUGAUUGUGUGUCCGACAGGAAGUUGUCGGAUGCAAACGCACUCCUCACUCUUUAUGCUGUCGACCAAACCGCUCCUCUGCAGCUCUCGUUUAGACCUCAUGCUUGAGCAUCUUGCUUCAGCCUCACUCCUUUUCCUCUACAUACUCUCAGGCCCUGAACUGUAUGAGCUGUGCAGUGGCCACUUCGAAAAGAGGAAGUAUAAAGAAUGUUAACGUGUGUGUGUGUCAGUCCUGGACUUUAUCUCACAUUGUGUGAUAUAUGUUUAAACAGCUGUCAGGGAUUUUCUGCAAUGAGAGGUGUUAAUUACUGGUACUUUUAGAGAGGAAUCAUUCUUGAAUUGAACUGACACCCUCCAUGUCCAUGUUACAAAAUGCAUUUAUCUUAUUUUUCAUGCUUUUCUUGGUGUGUUUGUACGAGUCGAAUGUACUGAGAAACCUCCCCACUGUGUACAGUAGGUGGCGUACUGCACAGCAGUGCAGCUUUAAAGCAACAACCAAUGUGUCUUCAGGGAGAGCAGGCGAGCCAAAAGCCAAAUGUUGAUUUUGUUCUUCCUGUGCCGCUCAUUAGCCCGGUUUAGCUCUGAUCAGUUCAGUUGUUAUCUUGAUAUCUUUUUGCCAGCAGUGCUCUCACUGAAAGCUUUUAAUUAUGAUGUAAAUAUGUUCAACCCUACUGUGUUUUCUCCUGCAAUUUUGGAUAUAACGUUUUAAACAUCUUGACUUUGAACUUUUUAGGAUUUGCUUAGUAUUGUGUGCGUGUGUGUAUAUAGAGUGUGUAGAUCAAAUGUAUACUUGUUUAAGAUGGUUUAAGAUGAUAGGUCAAAUACUGUCGCUGUAUUUUUUGAUUGAGACUCCUCCAGGGAGGUAAUCUGCUGAUGAAUGGAAGUGUUCUAAGGGCUAAGUGCAAAUUGGAGAUCCAGCGUAAAUAGAAGAACAUUUAUGUUGGGCGUGGCGAAUCUGUCCAGGAAGAUCUUUAUCAGCCAAAUACAUAUAAAGCAGGUUUAAAGUUACUCCAACGUGAACCAGUCCUGUUGCUUCUUGUUAACGAGGAGUAGCCCAGCUACUUUUGUGGAUUUUAUUGAAAUGCAGUUGUACUCUUAGUCACCGCUUCAUUUAAAAUGGUACUACUUACUUAGUCACUCUGUCCCCAACAUGGUAUUCCAGAUAAUUGAGGAAAUAACCCGCUUUUAGAUUUCAUUACUUUAUUUGAACACCUUUUUAGGAGAUAUUUUUUGGGGUCGUCAUAUUAUCUUGUCCUGAAACAUCUCUGUCGGGGGCGUCAGCAGAAUGAAGGGUCCAGAGGAUUGAGCAUUCCGAACAGGAAACAGUUGACAGAUGACACUUUACUUUGAAGGGUCAAGGUGUAGUUUAGAUCAUUACCCGUAUUUCACUUGAGUAUUAGCUUGUUCCAUCCAGUCCUUUUUAACAGCCGUUAACAAUAUGCUUUUAAAUACACUCCUCGAUCGCUGCGUCACACGUUUUUCAGCUGCCGCCAUUCAGAGUAAUUAAUCAUCUUCAUUGAGGCUCCGGCACUUUGAUGUUCCAUCAUACUUUGUUAAGAGAAGCUGCGUUUCGUGGGAAGUCAGUCGAAUAGCUUUUAAGAGACAAGAGUUGCUGAUGUCAAUCAGGUACCAGGUUCAGUAGAAGUUGGUGAAUCAGGGAUGUGUGCGAUCUGAUGACGGGAUUGUAGUAGAAUAUAUAUUAAAUACCAAUCAGAUUGUCUCUGUUUUAGCACCGGGAUAAAAUGCUACAGAUGCUUUUGAAACUCUGUUGCUCCUUAUGUGAAUAAGAUAUAAAUAAAAGAUUUGUUUUUUUCUGAA
Molecule: messenger RNA, 5466 nt
Organism: Gasterosteus aculeatus aculeatus (three-spined stickleback)
Lineage: Eukaryota; Metazoa; Chordata; Actinopteri; Perciformes; Gasterosteidae
Gene: lnpep
Product: leucyl/cystinyl aminopeptidase
Biological process (GO): regulation of blood pressure; peptide catabolic process; proteolysis
Cellular component (GO): plasma membrane; cytoplasm
Molecular function (GO): peptide binding; metalloaminopeptidase activity; zinc ion binding
Source: RefSeq, a predicted model, not a curated record